AUGAUUACUACAUCAUUCCAUAACACUCCCCAACUUGAUCAACCCAAACGCAAAUGUCUUACCCUACAACUACGCAAGCCUGUUUCCCAAAUCACAUGCCGCAACACUGGGACUGAAAGCCCUUUACCAGACAUUGCUGAACUGGUUUCAGCAUUGUCUAAACAAGGCAAGAAGGGAGAGGACAAAGGGGAAGACAAGGAUAGGUACAAGGGUAACAGAGAGGACAAAGACAAAGGCAAGGGCGUGGCCAAGGGCAAGGGCAAAGGUGGGGGUGGGGGUGAAGGCAAACAUGUGGACAAGGGCAAGAGCAAGGGCAAGGGCAAGGGCAAGGGCAAGGGUGAGGAUGAAUAUCAGGAUGAAGGCAACAGCAAUGGCAACGGCAAUGGCAAUGGCAACAGCAAGGAUAAAAGAUCCAAACCAGUUGGGCAUAGUGAAACCAGUUGCAAACCAAAGACAAAAGGACAUAAAGGUUGUCCAGCAGGCUUGGCUGGGUAUCAAAAAGCUGAGGAGUGGAAGUUGGUUGAAGGUGUUGGAAUGUACAAGCCCCAAAGCAAGAUUGGAUGGCGCAAGACAGCCAAGUUGUCCUGGACAUGGUCACAUGACCAGUACAAGUGGUUGCAUGCUGGCCCAAGCCCAAAUUUGGGGGGUAGCAGGUGUAAUCAUGGGUUGUCAGCAGAGGAAUAA
Rhizoctonia solani is the source of this 684-nucleotide messenger RNA. RefSeq lists its product as uncharacterized. Bases 1 to 684 code for a protein of 227 amino acids. The transcript has 3 exons. The record is from RefSeq and is a predicted model, not a curated record. Lineage: Eukaryota; Fungi; Basidiomycota; Agaricomycetes; Cantharellales; Ceratobasidiaceae.